CGUAAACGUGCCUGGCUAGACCCGUCCAUAAUCUUCUAAUAUUUAAUAAAUUUAUCGCUGGUCCAUAGUGGGAAUCUUACUCUUUCCAUUAUUCCCCUUUAACCAGAUCUAUACAACACAUAAUGUCAAACAACAACCGUCGUGAUAUCUUCAUAAUGCCUUCCUUCCGGUGACAAAUUUAACUACCUACCUACUUUCAUUUUCAUUUGUUUUAUUUCCUUUACCCCUGUUAUCCCCGUUAGACUUCCAUAGACGAUAGACAAUAUCUUAUCUCUUAAUACAAUGUCCAUUUCCGUAGCGGACUUCCCUCAAGUUUGGCAGAAGCCCUCGGCCGAGGAACUUCUCGCAUCUCUUAAAAAGCUUCAGGUCGAACCUCCGAUAUGGAAUCCCAAAACUUCACGGAAAAUAAUUAUAGAAACUUGUCAAAAUGCUGCUCAAUUUCGUCGCGAAGUCGCCGCCUACCUGUCUAGCAUAGUCUCGAGCAGUCUCGGAUGGAUUCAGGACGACGAUGAAAAGGAGGCGUUGUGGGACGAGGCAAGCCGACGCCUUUCGGAACGCUGUGGUAGAGCGGCAAUGGGGGAAAUCACGCGGAGAUGGCCACUGGAAAGCCAAACGUCAUCUCCCUUUGAACUGAUCAUCCGAGAGCCUCCUAUCAUUGGCGAUUGUCUUGGCCUGAAAACCUGGGGAUCCUCUUAUCUGUUAGCACAAUCUUUAGGGGAGAUCGCAGAGAAGUCAUUAUCCCACUUACUGCAACUAGGACGCCCGAACCAGUCUCUAGAAGUUCUCGAACUCGGUUCUGGCACAGGGCUCUUGGGAAUGGCUGCUGCUGCAAUCUGGCAGACCAACGUUAUUUUGACUGAUCUCCCGAGCAUCAUGGCUAACCUUGGGUUCAACAUUGAGAGGAAUCGUUCCACCAUCGAGAUCCUAGGAGGUGGAGUUGAAUCGGGUGCUUUGACAUGGGGCUCUGACGAAGACAACGCUGAGCGAUUUGGCGAGAAGAACCAAUUCAAGAUCGUUCUUGCCGCAGACCCUCUCUACGAUGAUGAUCACCCUGAAUUGCUGUCGUCUGCUAUACAUGACCAUUUGAUGAUAGAUAAUGAUGCUAGAGCUGUCGUAAUGGUCCCUCAAAGAGACCUGGUCACGAAGCGAUUAAUAGCAAAAUUCCUGUCAAUCAUGGCAUCUUCCGAUUUGAAAGUCCUAGAAGAACAUACUUUAGCCGGUCAAGAUGACUGGGACGAGGAUGGAGAAGACUCAGGAAUAGAAUGCUGGUGGGCAGUCUUCGGGAGACAGUGAUGGUGCAUACCAUAUCUCCUAUCCACUCACGGACUUACUAGUCCCCACUCAAGACAGAAUCAUCCAUAGAACCAUAGAUCGCUAAUAGUAGACUGAUAGAUUGAAGAAUAGAGUUACCGCAUAUCUCUCUGCG
Messenger RNA from Annulohypoxylon truncatum, 1426 nucleotides. RefSeq names its product S-adenosylmethionine-dependent methyltransferase-like protein. NCBI's taxonomy places the organism in Eukaryota, Fungi, Ascomycota, Sordariomycetes, Xylariales, Hypoxylaceae. The record is from RefSeq and is a predicted model, not a curated record. Bases 283 to 1293 code for a protein of 336 amino acids. The transcript has 3 exons.